Messenger RNA from Penicillium brasilianum, 1344 nucleotides. The record is from the annotation of a GenBank genome assembly. Lineage: Eukaryota; Fungi; Ascomycota; Eurotiomycetes; Eurotiales; Aspergillaceae.
CUCGGAGACUCUCGUUGGACUGUCCGAUCGCCCCUUGUCUACCGAGGACAUCCACACCAUUUGUGCCUUACCGGCUGUGAACUCGCUUAGGAACGCGUCGUGGAUGUUUGCCUCCAUCCGGUACAUGAUCGUCCCCACCCGUCGUUCGACAGCCGUGAGAUCCGCUGGAAAGGCGGAUGCGCGGUUUCAUGACUGACGGGUAUAAGAUGCAUACCUGAAAACCUUGCGAGGAAGACAGUUGACAUUCACACCAAGACUGCGGAGUAAAAUCGGUGCUGCAAGAUGCAAUUCAACACGAUUGCUGCCCUGGUAGCCUCGCUGUCAGUUGCACGGUCCGCCAAUGCGAUCGAUAUCAUCUCCUCCAACGACGAUGGCUGGGCCGAAGCGAAUAUUCGAGCUCUCUACGAUACACUCACUGCCGGUGAUCAUUCCGUCGUGGUGGCUGCACCGGCUGAGAAUCAGAGUGGAACUGGGUCCUCGCAAGCGACUCCGACCGUUCUUACUGAAGCCUGUGAAUUCAACAGCUGUCCUUCUGGAAGUCCGGCUGUGGGAUACAAUGCUUCGGAUCCUCGUCUGAACUAUGUCAAUUCGUAUCCGGCAACUUCCAUGAAGUACGGCAUCGAUUCGAUUGGCCCCAAGUUCUUCGAUGGAGUCCCCGAUCUUGCGGUCGCUGGUCCUAAUGUUGGAAGCAACAUUGGCCUGGAAGUCUUACUGUCCGGCACCGUUGGAGCGACUACUUAUGCUGCCUAUAAUGCUGGAAUUCCCGCUAUUGCUUUCUCCGGAUCGACCGGUUCGCAAACCGCCUGGAACGCUUCGGCGACUUACCCGGUUUACAGCCAGGUAUACGCCGAUCUUGCACUCAACGUGACAGACACGCUGAUUGCCUCCGGUGUACCUUAUCUUCCAAAUGAUAUCUGGCUCAACGUAAACUUCGGUGCAGUCUCCUCUUCAUGCCAGACCGCCGAGGAUUUCUCUUUCGUCCUUUCACGUAUUCAUGUGGCUAUCCCUCUCAUCACCCCCGACGAUGUGACCACCUGCGGCAGCUCCCGGCUUCCAAGCGAGCUCGCACUUUCCCUCGCUUCAGGAUGCUACGCAAGCAUUUCGGUGGGAGUGGCCAGCACCAAGGGAGACGCCAACGCCACUAUGCAGGGAGUCGUUCUGAACAAACUGAGCAACAUCCUCACUUGCUUGCCAUAAUUGGUGGAGAUAUUUGCCCGGGUGCAACCUUCAGCACCUAUCGGGUGUCCAUGCAAGCCCAUGCAAUGUACUAAAGCUUAAGUUUUGUAUCCCUAAGUCUUAGCCGCGCAGCUUAGUGCAUAAAAUAGAUGACUAUCUCAUUCGAAG